This is a messenger RNA of Lottia gigantea (owl limpet), 4254 nucleotides long. RefSeq lists its product as hypothetical. The transcript is spliced from 2 exons. NCBI's taxonomy places the organism in Eukaryota, Metazoa, Mollusca, Gastropoda, Lottiidae. The record is from RefSeq and is a predicted model, not a curated record. Bases 1 to 4254 code for a protein of 1417 amino acids.
AUGUCAGUCCAUGCCUGUAAUAAUCAGUUGAACGUGAACAGAAGAAUUAUGGAUGAGAAGAUUUCCAAUCAUCCAUGUCACAGACUGAGUAUACCGUCUGCUAAACUCUUCUGGUGUCGCCACUGCAUGCAAUCCUUCGAAGAUCCCAUAACAAGAUGGCGACAUAGUAAGAGCUGUAAAACUGGUGGCAUUGAAAAUCACGAAAAGAGAAUAGAACAAGAUGUAUCUGCACUACAACAAUACUGUGAAUCGAAACAACGGGAAGAUGACAUUUCUAAACAGAAUCACGGAACCACAACAGAAAUUCUAGAAACUGUUACCGGCGAACAAUUGGUCAUCGUUAAACACGAGACUGUCGAAAAUGAAAACGAAGUGUUUGAGAAAAUUGAGCAAAAAGGAGAGUACAGUUGUUUUAUUUGUAAACGACCAUUUCCAUCUCUUGAAGACAUGAAAGAACACGUCAAGUACCCUUGCAGUAAACGUGAACCAAUUGAGUAUGGCUCCAUUUUGAUUCCUGGUUCUGGUGGAACUACAUUUAUCGAUCCACCCACGAACUAUUUUCCCAAUUCUUCUCGAAAGCAGCAAGUGAUUGAGGAACCCAUUCCUCCAAAACCCAAGAUGCCCAUGAUAACACGACAACCAGUCUUAGGAGAAAUCGUAGAACAAUCUGCUGACCCAAGUACUGGAGUCCGAACUUUUGAAGUUCAUUCGCAAAAUGACGACAUCCCAUUGAGUGACAUUUUAUCAAAAUUAUCAGAAGGUGGAUAUUUGGUUGCCGGGGAGGAGGCAUCAGCUGUCAAUCAAGUCGUCGUCGUGCAGCAAGUUGAUGAAAAGGGGCAGAUAACUCAAACAGAGCACAUUCUGCCUCCUCAUAUUCAAAUACAGCAGGGAGUUCAAGGUCAGGAGCCUCAAUCUGAAACUCAGGAAGCAGUUCCAGAUGAAAUUGAAGCAGACGUGAUAGAUGCUAUUCAAGGAAUUGAUGAAAAUUCUCAAGAAGGGGAGAUAACCUACUAUAUCACUGAAACUGGGCAAUUGGUUAAAGAUCCCAUGGAAUUGAAAUCUGGAAAUAAAGAGUUAUUUUACUAUGACGAUGAUCAAUUUGCUGGGAUGAAUAUAUUAACUCAGGCGGCAGAGGCGACCAUGGGGAAUCUGAUUUAUCCAGAAAAAAGGAAAGCAGAAGAAGAUGAAGAUGAAAAUGUGAAAAGAAGUCGAGUGCAAUGCAAACCGGAUGAAGAAUUCGGUUCCAACAAUCCCCCAGAACCCCCACGAUCUCCUCGUAAUGAUUAUCCCUCGUUUGAGAACGGUACAAUAAGGAUUCUUGGCAGGCUUAGUCAAUCUGAAGCAACAAAUAGCUCUUCUUACAACAAUGAUGGUCAAAAUGGCAAACAACAGAGUUCUAAUCAAGGGGAACAACCCAUGGAUACAACAGAAAGUUUGAAUUCGAGAUACAUUGACAGAAGCCUCAGUGUUGAUUUGCCAAUCAGUAGCCAUCUUGCUCGAUACCCUCAGUCAGAUCUCAACCAAAAUAAUUCUGAACUGUCAAACAGUCUCCCUUCUCCAACACCCAAGAAAGAAAAACCUAAAAUUCCUAACAAAGGGAGAGAAUCUCCACCCAAGAAAUCGAAGAAAAGUCGAAGGAGGUAUUCAUAUGAGGAUGAAUUUAAGUGCCGAAUUUGUGAUAAAACUUUUCGAACAUCUCAGCUUCUCUCCAGGCAUUCUCAGUAUCCGUGUAAAAUUUUUAACACGCGAAAUAUGAGUCAAAAAGUUUUGCGUCCAAAACGUGGAACAAAUGUUGGCAAACUUUUAAACACAAGUAACCAGAAGUCAUCUUCUAAAAAUCCAUCCCAUAAUACUAAAUCUCAGGCAUCACAAAAAACUGUUGUCAAUGUAUAUCGCAAGCCAAUGUUGUUAUUACAUGGACUUAAAGUCUCAACCCUUUUUGAGGAAAAGAAAAAGAGUAAAAAAGUCAAAAAGAGGCCAGAGCCAUCGUAUAUACCAACACUUCCUCGAACAAAAACAAUAUGGCUACCAAAUGAGAAACUGAUCAUGGACGAACUUCCUGAAAAAGAGCAAUUUUUUUAUGAACUUGAUUUGGUUGGGUGUUACCAUUUGUCAGGGGAGCCGCGACCUAAUUCUCCUGUGAACGUUCCAAAUAUUUUCAACCCCGAAAAUAAGUUCCUUGAAAAUCAAUCGUCAUCCGAAAAAACAAACGAUGUCUUCACACCUCUUACGAUUUCAACAGAUAUCGAUUGCAGUAGAAAUAUUUCCUUACUGGAAGACUUUUCUCCGCCAAUCCUGGAGCGUAUGGAUUUAGUAAAUAGUCCAGAACUGUCCAGUCCUAAUCUACCAGACGAACCUCCAGUUUUAAUCCCAGUGAUUGAAGCUGUGACUAAAUCAGAAAAGAUACUAGAUGAUUCUGACUACACUUUUGAUUUCUCAUCAACUCCGAAAUCAAAAACGCCUGAAACCAGACGUCAUUUUAUGGAUUUGUUUAUUGAAGCCUCACCAAUUACCGCUCAAAAACAAAAUGGCAGCCAACAACUUGAUGACGCAGACGCCAAGAAAUCUCCAUUGAAGAACAUGAUCACAAAGAAUGAUCUCAUUUCAAAACUGACCAAUAGUCUAAAGAAGAAGCUGACUCCACAGAAAAUCUUGCCAAUGUCAACUGAAGCAACCAUUGCCGCCAAACGCAGUCUGUUACCUUCGUUUGAUAAUAUUUCUGUCCAUGAUUCAAAUGCUCCAGUCAAGGCAAAGAAGCGUUUAGUUUUACCAAUCUCAAAAUUAAAUGGUGUCAAAUCCCCUUCUAAAUUAAAUGUAGUCAUUUUCAAACAAAAGUCACAAUUCCGCAAAUUUGUUGAGCGUAAAACUAUCACGAAACAAGUAUUCGCAGAUCAAGAGCUAGAAGACGACAUUUGUGAACUUUUGGACUAUAUGCUUGAAAAAGUUGCGACACAAAAUGCACCAAAUAUUGGCAGCUUCUCGGAUUUAGAAAUUGACUCUGAUGUGAAAAUAAAACCUGAAAAAAUGGUAAAAGAUGCCUCAAAUAGUUUUGAAAGUGAGACCAGUAAAACUGAAAACUCAGCUCCCGGUACUACAUCUUGGAAAGAAUUAAAAGGUGUGCUUCACAGACGAAAUGAAAUUAAGAAACUUUUAAACAGUAUGCUUAAAACAGUUAUGUGUCGCAAAAUUUCUGAAAUAGAUUUGGACAAGACAGAUAUUCAAAAUUUGAUGAACAAAAUAGUCAACAAAGUGACACAUUCUUGUGAAACAUCAGCUAAAAAUUACCAAUUGACUGAUGAAGUCCGUGAAAUUUUGGACCAAAUAGUGUGUAAAGUUUCUGACAAGCAAAUCGAUCUUGAUGUUCAACAAUCUUUAGAUCAAAUUGUGCAAAAUAUUGUCGACCAUCAAACUAAUUUUGAAGUGGGUAAGAUUUUAAACGAAAUGGUGUCAAAUGUGGUAUCGAAAUAUCAAGCUGAUCUCAUGCGAAAUGAAAUCAGUGAAAUUUUAAAUAAAAUUGUAAGGGAAAUCUCUGAAAAUUUAGAAGUGGAAAAUUUGGAAAUGAAUAGAAACAGUUUAGAUUGUUUGGAAAUGGACACCAAGUCAGAUGUGAAUGCGAAUAAUUUGACUUCAAAAUUAGAAACUAUUAAAAUUGAAGUGGACGACGGAGAAGACAUGUUUUUUGUGAUGAAGGACGGAAAUUUAAUUCUCAAAGAAAUGGUCAGUGAUUUUGAAGCAGACGAUUUCUCGCAGACGACAGACUCUGUGAAAAAUGAAUCGCCAGAUUCAAAUGAAUCUUUUUCAGAUGAUGCAAAAGACAGUGACUUCAAUUGUGGAGGUGAGUUUCAAAAUGGAUUCUCAAACUCUGAUGACAGUUCAAAUUCGAAAUCGGAUUUCAAUUCAAAUUCACAAAGUGUUCUGCAUGACGAAGGAAUUGUGAGCGACAUUUCAGCAGCAGACAAUUCUGAACGAGACAUGUUAAAGAAUGAAGCAACACGCCCAAAUGUGACGGUACAAUAUAUUCCCCGUAUCAAUUCGGUAGAUGCCUUGACGUCUGAGAAACUCAAUUUCGGACUGGACAAUGACUUUGAUAAAGAAGGUAGUCCAGAUUACAUAGUGUCUAAAAUAGUCUUCAAUGAAGAAGAAAUAGUAUUGAAUGAUUCAGGUCUGGAUGACAGUGAUGAAAUAGUCUCUCAAUCUAGUCUUGAUUCAAAUAAUAUUCUGCAGGAUGUUCCAUGUUAUACAAAAUUUGCAUAA